Molecule: messenger RNA, 2778 nt
Organism: Tetrahymena thermophila SB210
Lineage: Eukaryota; Ciliophora; Oligohymenophorea; Hymenostomatida; Tetrahymenidae
Product: transmembrane protein, putative
Exons: 8
Biological process (GO): reciprocal meiotic recombination
Cellular component (GO): nucleus
Molecular function (GO): double-stranded DNA binding
Source: RefSeq, a predicted model, not a curated record
AUGAGUAUAUUUAACUAGUUUAAGAAUUUAGAUCUCUUUGGAAGCACCGUUUAGUUAAAUUACAGAAAAUAAUUAGAAUAUGUUACAAACUUUGGCGCACUUGGGACGAUAAUAAUGAUUUCAUUUAUAGCUAGUUUUUUAUGGAACAAGGCGAUAUAGUUUAUCAAUAAAGAAACUUUAAUUGUACAAGAAUAUUUAAAUUAUCAGACAGACCCAACUCUCUUGACUUUAAAUUAGCAUAAUUAUAUGUUUGGAGUCAGAAUAAAAUAGUCUAAUUUCUUAAGCAGACCUUUCUUUAACAUAACUUUAGAGCAAAGAAAUUAUUAUUAGGAUGAUAGUGGAAUCAAAUAAGAAGUGAAAAUUUUACAGCUUGUGCCAUGCACAGAAUAGCACUGGAAAAAAUUUGAUGGCUCUUAUAACUUUACAAAUUAUCUUAAUUAAAAUAAAUAUGAUUUUCUUUGUCCCAGAUUAGAAGAUGAAAUGUAUUUAUCAGGAAUGUAUAACAGCUAAACAUUUUCUUUUUUAAAAAUAUAUGUUUCUGAUUGUGUGAAUGCAACUACACCUAGAGCUAUAGGAUAAUGGGAUCCUGUAUGUGCCUCAUAGGAAGAAAUUGAAAGCGAAUUAUUAAAAAUAGGAGCUCAUGGUUUUUCAUUUAUUAUGACAAGUAGUCUAAUAAAUAUUUAAAAUUAUACAUAGUGGAAUCAGUACUAUCUAAAUGAUGAUCAUUAUUUUACUUUUGUGCCAAAAAAAAUGGCUAAAAAUACAAAUACAUUUUUGAGGCUUUACAACCUUACAAGUGAUGUCAGUUUAUGGCCUUUAGAUUAAAUUGUAGAAGAUAGCAUUUUUUCCUAUUAAACAGGAGAUAUGUAAUAAACUAUAGAAUUAGGUAGAAACGAUGAUAAAUAUGUCGUUUUGUAUAUUAGAAGGAGUCCUUUCAAUUAACAAAUUUAGAGAAGGUAUUAAAAAAUAUCUGAGUUUAUGAGUGCAUUAGGAGGAUUUAUUCAGCUUAUUUUCAUUAUAUUUAGUUUCAUCUUUAAAAAAUAUAACGAAGUAAAUCUCUAAAUAGAUUUAAUAAACUAAUUGUAUGAUUUUUAGAUAGAUGAGGUAUCAUCUGCAUAAAGUAAAAAAUGUCUAAAUUCUUUGCAGCAAGAUUUCGAAGAAAAUCAACUAAUUUCUAAAAAAAAAGAUGAUUUCCCAAAUACUCAAAAAAUUGUAAGAAAUAGUAUUAUUAAUAAAAAGUUAGAUUUUCUUUAAGUAGAUGAUUCAAUCAAACUAGAUUCUGCUGCUCAAAUUAGCUCUGAAAAAUCCAAAAGUUAAAAUGCUUUUUCUAAGUUAAAUAAUACUAAUAAUGAAGACAAGCAUAUUGGUAUGACAUCUCCUACACAAAUUCUAAGGAUUUAAUUAAAUAAAAGCACUCAGAAAAAAAUGAACAUCAAGAAUAAUUUUGAAUAGAAAACUUUAUUUCAAGGGAACAGAAAUGAUAUUAUAAGCCAACCAAAAUAAAAUCAUAAAAAAAAAGAUCAAUAAAAUAAUAUUUUUUUUGAUUUUAAGAUAUAAAAUAACUUCAGCAUAGAUAAUUAUAAAUAAAAGACUUCAAAAGAAGAAGAAAAAAUUCAAUAAUAUUUUACUAAAAUAUAAAAUGAAAUUGAGAUAUAAUAAAAAUUAAAGCAAAAAAAGACUUCUUUUUUAUAAAAAAUAGUAAAUAAAUUUAAAAGAAAAAAUAAAGAAUAAAAAAAUAAUUUUUUACAAUAAAAUUAAAUAUAAAACUAUAAAUAAAGCUCCUAAAAAUAAGAUAUCCCUUAUACUGAAAAAAUUAAAUACGUUGUCUACAAAUUCAGAGAGCUUAUUAAAGAGAAAGAACAUCUAUUUUUAAGUUCAUCAAUUUUUAUGUGCUUUGAAAGUUACAAGAAAAAGUGGUAAAUGCUCAAAAAGGGUUUUGAAUACAUCAAAAAUGAUUUAGAUAUUUGCAUAAUUAUUGAAAAAAUUUAAGAAAUGUAAAAAAUGAAAAACUUAUUUUUGACUUAAGAAUAAGAGAUUAUUUUUAAUUUUAUUCCAAAGCCAAUUAUUACUCCAUCUAGCAAUUUAUAACAAUUAAAUAGGCGCAGUCUUGUCAAUGAUGAAUUAAUUACUCAUCAUUUCAAUUAAUUUUAAUAAAAUAAUACUUAAUAAAAUUAAGAUUUACCAACGUUGGUAACAAGAAUGUCAUACAAUACUUUAGGAGCUUAUCAAAUUUUAUUUGAAAGCUAUUUAAAAGUUAUAUAAGAAAAAGAUGAAUAAAGCUAGGUAAGCAGUAAACUUAUAUCUUAUUUAGGUGAUGAGUUGUGUGAAUUGUUUGAUGCAUAUGAUUUUUUACUUUAAAAUCCUUAGUCUACAUAGUUACAUAAAAAAAUAAACACUUUAGAACUAUCAAAAUUUUAAAAUUUUUAAAAAGGAGAAAUACUUUAAGAGGCUGAAGGAUUAAAAAAAUCAAAUGAUUUUAUUUUUAGUAAAAAUGCUGAUUUUCAAUAAUCUAUCAAACUUGGCCUAGAGUAGCUAAAUAAAUUCAUUCAAAGUGAAAAUAUAAAUUAAUUAUAAAUUUAAGAAUGUGAAAUUGAAAAUAUAGAAUCUGAUACAAAAUAAGAAGUUUUAACAAGCAAAGAAAUGUCAGUAUUAUCAUAAGUAUCUUAACAAGAUUAUGUCAGUUUUAACAAUAAUAUUAACUAAUUAAGUAAUAAUAUUGUAUAAAAUUAUUACCAAAAAACCAUCUAAGGGUUUAUCAAUAAUAAAAACAAAAAAUGA